Aspergillus aculeatinus CBS 121060 is the source of this 1465-nucleotide messenger RNA. It is a transcript of the gene cdc123, whose product is annotated as cell proliferation protein CDC123. The record is from RefSeq and is a predicted model, not a curated record. The transcript is spliced from 2 exons. Gene Ontology annotation, cellular component: cytoplasm. Lineage: Eukaryota; Fungi; Ascomycota; Eurotiomycetes; Eurotiales; Aspergillaceae. The coding region runs from base 71 to 1360 and encodes 429 amino acids.
CAAGGGACCAUUCUUUCUGCGGAUACAAAUCUCGCAUCUAACCUUGCAUUACUUGCGCCUUUUUGUCACCAUGCCUCAUAUUGACCCUCCAGAGACACCUGCAGCAGAGGGGACUCCCUCCGAACCCUUGACAAGACUACCCUUUCCUCCGAUUACAUACUCCCACAUCUUGAACUGCUCGUAUCACAGCUGGCAACCUCGGUACCGGUCGUUUGUCCCCAAAUCCCGAGUGAUUCCCCUCAGCACCCAGUUCGUCUCCUACCUGCGUGCCGACGGUAUUGUUCUGCCGCCGGAGGCUGCCCCGCCCACAGACGACGACGAUGAACUCGACACCUUCUCCGACGAUGGCGAAGCCGAAGAGGCAGACCCGUCAGUCGAGUGGCCCGAGAUUCACUCCCAAAUCAAGUCCACGAUCAGCGAAUACGGGGGGAAAGUGACACCGAAGCUGAACUGGAGUGCUCCGAAAGAUGCAACCUGGAUGUCGGCCACCAACGACUUACAGUGCCGCACGCCCAACGACAUCUAUCUGCUGCUGAAGAGCAGUGAUUUCAUCACUCAUGACCUGGAACAUCCCUUCGAUGAUUGCGUUCCCAACGCUGCCGCCGCUGAUGCCGCAACUGCCGAUUCCGCGUCCUCCGAGACUCCGCCUGAGGUCCCCUACCACCUCAUCCUCCGCAAAUACGUCAACUUCAACCCGUCUCUCGAAUUCCGGUGCUGGGUGCGCAACCGUGUGCUGCUCUGCAUCUGCCAGCGCGACCAGAAUCACUUCGACUUCCUGUUCCCCAUGCGCGAUGCGCUCCGGUCGCGUAUCCAAGCGUUCUUCGACGACAAGCUGAAGAGCACGUUCCCCGAUCCGAGCUUCGUGUUCGACGUCUACAUCCCGCCGCCCCACGAGAAGGUGUGGCUAAUUGACAUCAACCCGUGGGCCGAGCGGACCGAUUCGCUGCUGUUCAGCUGGCUCGAGAUUCUGACGAUGAAGGACCCCGUCGGUAUCCUGGAGGAGGAGGAAGACGAUGGCGCGGAAGAGCAGUUCGUUCGGUUGUCUCUCCGCGGUGCCAACGGUGCAGUGGAGGAGGAGGAGGAGGAGGAGGAGGCAGAAGAGCCCGAGUCCGAGUCCGAGUCGGAAUCCGAGAACGAGGGCGGGGACGAUGACGAUGCCCCGCUGUUCGCGGAGUUCCGGCUGGUGAAGCGUGAUGACCCCGAGGCAUAUGCUUUCACGACGCCACAGUACUCGGCACAUAAGUUGCCCAAGGAAGUGGUGGAUGCCUCCCUUACGGGCCCCGGGGGCAUGAGCGAGUUCCUCGGGCAGUGGCAGGAUAUCCUUGCCAAGCAGACCCAGGAAUCCGAUUCGGACGAGUGAUGUUUUUUAUGAAAUGAAAUUACUAGGUUAGGUGAUGGUGUUCAGGUUUCGAGGGCGUUCUUGAAAAUAGAAUCUGUGAUAUCAGAAUUAGGCUUUAUGAAUUCA